Molecule: messenger RNA, 1544 nt
Organism: Cherax quadricarinatus
Lineage: Eukaryota; Metazoa; Arthropoda; Malacostraca; Decapoda; Parastacidae
Product: organic cation transporter protein
Biological process (GO): transmembrane transport
Cellular component (GO): membrane
Molecular function (GO): transmembrane transporter activity
Source: RefSeq, a predicted model, not a curated record
AGCUUCUGCUGUCAGUCAGUGGGUGUCUUUCAGUGUGUAAAGUCUGCCGCUCUGGCUGCUAGUGAACGCGAACAAGUUUCAAAGAAAAGAGUAAAGCAAAAUUUUCAACAAUGGAUUUCGAAGUCAUCAGUGAAGCUCUAGGUCAUUUUGGCAGAUACCAGAAAUACGUCUUUGGUUUAGGUUGUUUAGGGCUCUUCAUUCCAGCCAUGCCAGUGGUCUGCAUGACGUUUGUCGCCAAUCCUGUCAAACACAGAUGUGUGGUGCCAAAUUGUGAUGACAACAGUACCCAUUACGAGGAGAACUUUACUGAGUGGGCCAUCCCAGAGGGUGACCAGUGUCAUGUCUGGACACUCAAGAACAACAUUACUGACCAAUGUCAACCAGACGUAUUUUCCAACUCAACUUCAUCUUGCUCACAGUGGGUUUAUGACACAUCAUUGUUCUCUGCAACUACUGUCACUCAGUUUGAUUUAACAUGUGAAAAAGCUUGGCUUCGUCUUCUUGGUGGAUCAAUGUACAUGACUGGUAUGUUAGUGGGAGCCAUUGUUUUUGGCGAUUUAGCUGAUCGCUUUGGAAGAAAAAAGGGAAUCUUGACGUCAGUACUUGUAUUUGUUGCUGGUGGAGUUUUAAGCGCAGUGUCUCCUAACUACUACAUGUUCCUGUUGAUGCAGCUCUUUACCGGUGCUGGUGGCUGUGGCCUCGUUGUUGUUACAUAUGUCUUGACUCUAGAGUUUAUUGGUGGUAAAUGGCGUACAUUUUGUGGGAUCAUCAUUCUGAUAUCACUUGCACUUGGUGAAGUUAUGACUGGAGUGUUGGCUAUCUUCAUCAGGGACUGGCGUUGGUUGCAAGUUGCUAUCACUGCUCCUGCUUUCCUGCUCAUAUCUUAUACUUGGUAAACGGAAAAACGGCACAAUGCUCUGACUGGAACAAUAUAAAAAUUACCCGCACAGAGGAGAGAAGAACUUAUGACGACAUUUCUGUCCUAUUUGGACCAUUUACAAAGUCAUACACUUACGUCAUCGUAAGCUCCUCUCUCCUAUGUAAUUUGUGUUUUAUUCUUAGUAGUUACAGUUUGUAUUUGCUCCAGCCUGAAUCUUUCACACUUGAUAUGUACUGUUUGUAUAAGAACAUAAGAAGGAACACUGCAACAGACCUACUGGUCUAUGCCAGGCAGGUCCAAUUCUCCCAAUUCUGACCUAGUGAGGUCAGACACGUCACUUAAUGGAGGAGCCCGGCAUCCGACCUAGUAGCACAAGCUAGUCAGGUCCAACUCACACUCACCUACGCCCACUCAUGUAUUUAUCCAACCUAUUUUUAAGAACUACACAACGUUUUAGCUUCUUUGACGGUACUCGGGAGUUUGUUCCACUCAUCCACAACUCUAUUACCAAACCAGUGCUUUCCUGUAUCCUUCCUCAAUCUGGAUUUUUCCAAUUUAAACCAUUGCUGCGAGUCCUGUCUAUGUUAAAUAUUUUUAGCAAGCUAUUUACAUCCCCUUUAUUAAUUCCUAUUUUCCAUUUAUACAACUCAAUCAUAUCCCCCCC